Messenger RNA from Penicillium griseofulvum, 1638 nucleotides. RefSeq names its product zinc-dependent alcohol dehydrogenase family protein. The coding region runs from base 1 to 1638 and encodes 545 amino acids. The transcript is spliced from 5 exons. The record is from RefSeq and is a predicted model, not a curated record. NCBI's taxonomy places the organism in Eukaryota, Fungi, Ascomycota, Eurotiomycetes, Eurotiales, Aspergillaceae. Gene Ontology annotation, molecular function: oxidoreductase activity.
AUGUCCAAAGCAAUUUACAUAUCGCCAAUCGAUGGCAAACCUGGCAAGCCGGGCCAAGUCUACUAUCCGCUCUCCUUACGCACUAUCCCCAAGCCUUCCCCGCAAGGGGGUGAGCUACUGGUGAAACUUACUGCCGCCGCACUCAACCACCGCGACCUCUUCCUCCGUCAACACCUCUACCCUGGCGUGACAUUUGAUGUGCCCCUACUCGCAGACGGUGUCGGUACCGUUGUCGGCGCUGGUCCGAACGUGCCCAGCCCAGAAAAAUGGCAAGGCAAGCGGGUGAUCUUGAACCCCGGUGCUGGCUGGAAGGAUUCUCCUGAUGGACCGGAGGAUCCUGCUGGAUACCGAAUUAUGGGAGGCACCAAGGUUUUGGAUAAGGGCACGUUGCAAGAAUAUAUUACUAUCGAGUACUCGGAGGUCGAGGAGGCCCCUGAGCAUCUAUCUGAUGCCGAGGCUGCAGCUCUGCCCCUGACGGGCUUGACGGGCUGGAGAGCUCUAAUUAGCAAGGCCGGUGAAAGGAACUCUGGGGAAGGUGCUGCUAUCUUGGUCACUGGCAUUGGUGGCGGUGUGGCUCUGAUGGUGCUUCGGUUUGCCGUUGCCAGAGGUGCACAUGUUUUCGUGACCAGCUCGAGCCAAGAGAAGAUUCAAAAGGCUAUUGAGCUAGGUGCGGCCGGUGGUGUUAGGUAUAAAGAGGAUGGCUGGGAAAAGAAGCUGUUGGGUAUGCUCCCAGCUGGGAAGAAGAACUUCGAUGCUAUCAUUGACGGUGCCGGUGGUGAUUCUGUUGAGAAAUCUGUCAAAUUGCUCAAGGCUGGCGGUGUCCUCUCUGUCUAUGGAAUGACUGUCUCUCCUAAAAUGCCAUUCACCAUGACUGCUGUCCUCAAGAACAUCGACGUCCGCGGUUCUACAAUGGGCUCCCGAAAGGAGUUCAGGGAGAUGAUUGAGUUUGUCAAUGCUAAGAAGAUUCGCCCUGUAGUGUCGCGGGUUCUGCAGACUGAGCUAGAUGACUUGUCCGCAAUUGACGGACUGUUCGAAGACAUGAAACAGGGCACGCAGUUCGGCAAACUUGUGAUUGAAUUUGGCAAGUCUUCCGGCAUCAUGAUGCCUUCCUUUGACGCCACUCAUUAUGCCCUGCAAACUCUCAACAAGCACAUUGAACGAAGACUCGCAAAGUUGCAAGCCAAUACAGUCCGCCUGAAGCGUGAACUGUGGCUACUCCAGCGACAUGUCAAAGAAUUCCGUCAUCCUCUUUUCGAGAACUGGGAAGCCGACAUGCUCACCCGUCUGAUCGAGGUCGCCCACGCCCAUCAGCAUAAGAAGUUACCCGGUGGUGUCGUGAUCGGAGAGUCCUCGUUUGCCGAACGCGAAAAUAUCAAUCAUGCAUACAGCAUCGCAGCGAAGGCAAUCCGCAUGUCAACUCUUCGUAAACUUGGUCUGUCGGAAAAUUAUCAUCAGGCUCUGCAGCGAUAUUCAGAGGUUGCUCCUUACCGAAGUAUAAAUCCCUUCCAGACCGAGUUCGCAUUCGCCAAAUGGCUGGUCGAAGUGCGAUAUGAGAGACCAGAACUGUAUGGGUUCUGGUCCAAACUUUUCCCUGUCUGCUAUGACCGCAGCGUCCAAGAGAGCGCCUCCAUCUUCUAG